This is a messenger RNA of Acipenser ruthenus (sterlet), 3577 nucleotides long. RefSeq names its product melanotransferrin-like. Gene Ontology annotation, biological process: iron ion transport. Lineage: Eukaryota; Metazoa; Chordata; Actinopteri; Acipenseriformes; Acipenseridae. The record is from RefSeq and is a predicted model, not a curated record. Bases 949 to 2868 code for a protein of 639 amino acids. The transcript has 16 exons. Gene Ontology annotation, cellular component: recycling endosome; extracellular region; early endosome.
CAGAUUUCUGUUGUUUUUCUCUCCCAAUAGUAUGUCAUCUUAUUCCCGGAUGACUCAUUAGUUUUGCUUUUCAAGAAUGUGAAUAUUUACAAUAGGCCUUUGCACGUAUGAAAGAACCAAGUAAUAGACCGAAUAUUACCAGCACGACUGGGAGUAUCGGUUUCCAACUGGUCGUACAGCUCAUCCCAGUUCAAGAGCUGGUCAAACUGGUUCAAGAAAAACAAACAGUUCCUUUAAAUUCUUGUUAUUGUUCUGUCAAGUGGUUGUUUUCUAUGCCAUUGCAUUCUACAGAUAUGAUUGCCAAUGUCAGGGUCUGCUAUAUUUACAUUACAGAUCUGUGCGUAACCUUCUGUCUUGGAGAUUGCCAGCUAAUUUCAAUUUAAUGCGUUUAUUGGCUGAUAUCGGUGCUCGCUCAUGGAUGAUCUCUCUCAAGACGCUUACAGUAUGUUUUUGAGAGAAGGGUUUUGGCAGCCGUUUGCAGCUCCCGCCUCAUGAAAGGAUCAUGAUGCAACGUUAAGGUUUCCGUGCCUGGCAACGAUUACAGAGAGCGUUAAACUGUCAGAAAAGAGCCCUCAGCUUCAUGACAGAUGUGCAUCUGGUUGCAAUGAAGGAGUGUUGCGAAUGUUUUCCAUCUGUAAAAUAAGAGAGGAGAAAUGCUCUAGCUAUACACCUUAGUGCCAUGUUAACAGCGCCUCCCUGCACAGCUGCGGGGGUGUCUGUACUGUAGUCUAAACGGGACACGCUUUAAACCGUUCACGUCGUGUGCUCUCCAGUCCACAGAACAUACAGCUGGCAGUCAGGACUGCGAAAGGAAAUUCAGGAUGAGAGGGUUCUUUCUUCUGCUGCUUCUCGUCUCCCUUUCAGAUUCCUCAUGGGGCUAACCAAGCCGACGCGAUCACCCUGGAUGCUGGAGACGUGUACACCGCAGUCAAGCAGUUCAACCUGGUCAUGGUGGCAAAGGAGCUCUACCCAGACGGGGGCUGUGUGUUUGCCGUGGCGGUGGUCCGCAAUCAGAGCCUGGAUAUCCGCAGCCUGCACAAGACCAGGAGCUGCCACAGCGGGGCCCGCUCCACUGCCGGCUGGAACCUGCCCAUGGGCUUCCUGCUGUCCAAAAACUACCUGCAGUGGUACGAGGAGCAGCCCCUGAGCGAAGCGAUCAGCUCCUUCUUCAGUGCUAGCUGUAUCCCUGGAGCUGCCUCGCUGGCCCCCGAGCUGUGCACGCUCUGCCAGGGACAGAAGUCCUACACCCGGGACAAGAACUACUUCUGCGAGGCCAGCGAGAACGAGCCCUUCUACGACUCGGAGGGGGCCUUCAGAUGUUUGAAAAGGGGCAAGGCUGACGUUGCCUUUUUAGACCACACAGCUAUACUCCAUAUUGAUGAGUCGGAGAGGGAGAGCUACAGGCUGCUCUGUGCUGACGGGUCCAGAGCAGAGCUGGCAGACUUCAGGAGGUGCAACCUGGGCCGGGGUCCUGGAAGAGCCGUGGUGACGAGACACAACUACAGGAAGAUCGCACGCAAGUUCCUGACCGUCGCACAGCGGCUGUUCGGGCGCCGGGGGCGCAAGGGCCAGCGGUUCCAGCUGUUUGAGUCGUCGGCACUGGGAGGGAGGAACCUGAUGUUCCGGGACGUAACGGAGAAGCUGCUGAUCCUCUCCGACGAGGUGGACAUCAACCAGAUCCUGGGGCUGGACUAUGUGGCCCUGCUGAAAGGACUCGGACACGAAGGGAGCUCCAUGGACAACAGCGUGGUCCGCUGGUGCUGCAUCAGCGUCGGCGAGCAGAAGAAGUGCGAGGAGUGGGCUCUGAACAUCAAAUCCGACCCCCUGGUGUGCGUCAGAGCCGUUUCCAUGAGCGACUGCAUUGAGAAGAUCAAGAGAGAUGAGGUGGACGCGGUCUCUCUGGAUGCCAGUCAUGUCUACAUCGCUGGGAAGUGUGGUCUGGUCCCAGUGGCAGCAGAGUAUUACGGGGAAACGUGUGUACCAGCAGCUGGUGGGACGAAAGGAUCUGCUCAUUACGAAACCGAAGUGCUGCCCCCUGUCUACGCGGUGGCUGUGGUGAAGAAGUCGUCCGGGAACGUGUACUUCGGCAAUCUCUCCGGGCGCCGGUCCUGCCACAGCCAGAUCUACAGCCCCGCGGGCUGGCUGCUCCCCGCCAACCACACCAUCCGAGCCAACGGCAACCAGAGCUCCCACCGCGACUUCAACACAGCGUACAGGGAGUAUUUCUGGAAGGGGUGCAUGCCUGGAGCGCGUGGGAGUCUCUGCAAGGUUUGUAUUGGUGGAGACGAGGACCUGGGAGCCAAACCGUCCAAUCAGAGAUGUGCAGCCAACCAUAAUGAGCGUUACUACGGCAACAUGGGGUCCUUGAGGUGUUUAGUUGGGGAUCCAAGCGGGAAGAGUUUUGGAGACGUGGCCUUCCUGGAACAGCACAGCCUGCUGGAGAACAUUGAGAAUCUGGAGCGGAGCGGCUGGUCGAGUGGCUGGACGGCCCAGGACUUGGAGCUGCUGUGCCCCGGCGGUCAUCGCGUCCCCCUGGCACAGUGGCGGGAGUGUCACCUCGGCGCUGUGCCCCCCAGCGUGGUGAUGACACGCCCCGUCCUCACCACCAAGAUCUACGACUUCCUCAUGAAGUCCCAGGAAACCUUGGAAGCAAACCCAGACUCAGACUUCCAGUUGUUUGAGUCCCAGAAGUACGGAGAGAGUGACUUGCUUUUCAAAGACCUGACGGAGUGCUUGGUCCACACCAGUCACCUGGACCAUCGGGCUAUACUGGGAGAGGAGUUCUACCAGUUAGUUGAGGCAGCCUUCAACUCCACACAAGCAGAUAUUCUGCAGUUCUGCAAACAGGAUGUCUGCAGCAUCUACUGACCUCCUUGCAGCAUGAAGAGGCUCUGCAUCACUAAAGAGUCAAAUCCUAUCGCUCAGCAAUACAAACUUUGUAAUCAAACUGGUUUUACUAAUGCAUUCUCCGGAGAGAGCAGACCAGGGUGUCCAAGGCAGCUACACGUGGCAGAGGCGUUUGGGAAGACUGGUAAAUCGUCACGUUCGUUGUGCAGGAACCAUUCUGUAUAAAUGAGAUUGUAAAGGGCUCUCAGUAUUGGGUGCUUCUGCUUGUUUCAAUGGAUCUUGGGAACGUUUUCAGUAUUAAACAGAAGAAAGGUUAAGACGCUUUGACUAAACAGAUUUCAAUGUAAAAGUAAACUAUAAAUCACGAUGUUGAUUCUAGACUCUUUAUUCCAUUUUGUUAGAAUUGUUUUUUGUGUACAUAUUUAUUUCAUUGUAACUGUAUACCACAUUAAAAACACGCAUCUACAUAAUGAAACCCUUUUUCGGUGUUGAGAGUGAAGCCGCUUGUGUUUUACUUCUCAAGCCUGCAUUUCCACACGUUUUCAGUUAUACUUGCGUGGAAUGUCUUGGAGAUCUUAUCAUUAAUGACAUUACUGUAGUAAACCAACUUCUGAAAGCACCACCCCUGCGCCCAAACGUUAUUUUAAAAAAAAAUGUAUCAGAUAAGUGCAUUCAAGGCAACUCCGUUUAAAACAAAUGUCACUUUAUUUUAUAAAUAAAAACAAAACAA